CGAGGUGUUCGCUCAGAACGUUUGGUGAAAGUCGAGGAUAAGAAAGAUGAAACUUCUUCUGCUCAUCGGCGCUGUCCUCGCCGUUAUUGAUAACUGUGACGCAGCGAGCCCAUGGAUCGUGAACGGUGAGACUGCGACUUACGGUGAGCAUCCGUACAUCUGCUCGCUGCAGGUUCGCUUCCUCAUCUCGUACUCCCACAGCUGCGGCGCUGUCGUGUACAACAACAAAAACAUCAUCACAGCUGCUCACUGCGUCGACUCCUCUGGAUCUCGUCGUGUCCAGUGUGGCCUGCACCGCCUCAACAACGCCGACGACUACCAGGUGACAGUUACCGUCAACAGAUGCAAAGUGCACGAGAACUGGAACUCCAACGGUGAUGGCUACCCCAACGAUAUCGCCAUCUGCGAACUGGCAACACCACUCACAUUCAAUGACUACGUCUCCCCCAUCGAGAUCGACGAUGGCUCAGCCUCGUGGGCCGGUCAGGACUGCACAUUGUCGGGCUGGGGCAGGACUGUAGGUGGAGGAAGCUUGCCCAACUACUUGCAGAAGGUUAACAUAACGAAGAUCACCAACAACAGAUGCUCUCAACUCUGGCAGUCGGUCACCGGCGCCUCCAUCUUUGACUCACACAUCUGCUUCUUCGAUGAGGUUGGCCAGGACAAGAGCGCCUGCAAUGGAGACAGCGGCGGUCCGGUGAGAUGCAGCAGAAACGGAAAGAAAGUGCUGACUGGGCUUACCUCUUGGGGCAUCAGCACGUGUAGUGGAGCCUACCCGAGUGUCUACACCCGAGUAUCCAAGUAUUCCAGUUGGCUUGCGGCCAACGCCUACCCAUCUGUAGCUGACCUCGGUGAUGCGGCCAGCAUGCGCAUCGCGCGCGACGUAAAGACGACGUUGAGUGAACACCCGUACGUCUGCUCGCUGCAGCUUGGUUUCAUCACCACGUACUCGCACACCUGCGGCGCCGUCGUGUACAACAACAAAACCAUCAUCACAGCUGCUCACUGCGUCGAUAGCCCUGGAACUCGUCGUGUUCAGUGUGGUCUGCACCGCAUCAACGACCAGAACGACUUCCAGGCCACAGUUGCCAUCAACAGGUGCAAAGUGCACGAGCACUCGAACCCAGACGGAGCCGGCUACCCGAACGACCUCGCCGUUUGCGAACUGGCCACGCCGCUCACCUUCAACGAUUACGUCUCCGCCAUCGACAUCGACAUCGACACAGCCUCGUCGGCCCGUCAGGACUGCAAACUGUCGGGCUGGGGCAAGAACGUAGAUGUGGGAAGCCUGCCCCACCACCUGCAGACGGUCAGCAUGACGGAGAUCACCAACAGCAGAUGCUGGACGCUCUGGCAGUCGGUUCGUGGCGCCGCCAUCUACGACACAAACAUCUGCUUCUUCGAUGAGCCAGGCCAGGAGAAGCAAGCCUGCAGGGGAGACAGCGGCGGUCCAGUGCGGUGUAGCAGAGAUGGACGGAAUGUACUGACUGGUAUUACCUCAUGGGGUAUCAGUACGUGCUCUGACGACUACCCCAGUGUCUACACACGGGUGUCCAAGUAUGCCGACUGGCUCCAGACCAACGCCUAUGCCUAAGUUUUAAAAAUGGUG
Molecule: messenger RNA, 1609 nt
Organism: Pomacea canaliculata
Lineage: Eukaryota; Metazoa; Mollusca; Gastropoda; Architaenioglossa; Ampullariidae
Product: transmembrane protease serine 9-like
Exons: 11
Coding region: 47-1594 (515 amino acids)
Biological process (GO): proteolysis
Molecular function (GO): serine-type endopeptidase activity
Source: RefSeq, a predicted model, not a curated record